AUGGCCCCAACUGUUGCCAUGUCAGCUUUAUCCGUUGGCUUGAAAACUGAAGACAAUCCCUCUCGUUCGGGUCUCGUUGGCAGAGGAGAGAUGCAGACCAAUUUGAGCAGGGUGGCGGAGGAGACAGGGAUCAAGCCCAAAGUAGCGAUUCUUCCCUUCAGCGUCGAGGCUCUGAUGGCUGACAGGAAACCGAGCAGAGACUUGACAUCUCCAGAAAGAUCAUCCAUGUCGGGGACGUCCCUGGCGCUAGGCUCAAGGAUGGGCUCGCUUUCGAGACUGGAUAACUCGGACUCCUCCUUGGACAUCGGGUCUCCGUUCUCAGUAGGCGACAUUAUGAACAUGCAAGAGGACGCAUUGGUUAAACCCGAGAGUCCAGAAAGUCAAGACCGAAAUUCGUGGAUACAGAGCCCUCGCUUUUCGCCUACUCCUCCACGUAAGCUUUUUCUUUCUAUUUAUCCUUCCAUAAUGUGUGGGUAAAAUCAACUGCGAUAGCGCAUAGACCUGUACAGGAUGCAAUUAGGUGAAAAGUGUUGCAUGAUUUAUAGCAACGUUGUAUUGAGUGUGGUAGUUUUUAGUUUGUCCUAUAUCAUUGCAGUUUAAGCACGUAUCUGCUUUAACGAAUUAAUAUGUUAAAAUCAUGCUGUUUAUUAUUAAUUCUGUACAUAAAAACAACACAAUUCGUCCAUGUCCGUCACCUUGAAAGCAUGGGUUUUAACGAUGUUUUCUGUCGUGGUUAUUGCAGGAAGGCUAAGUCCCCCCUCCUGUCCACUGAGAAAGCACAAGACCAACAGAAAGCCCCGGACCCCUUUCACCACGUCCCAGCUCCUGGCUUUGGAGAGGAAGUUUCGACAGAAGCAGUACCUCUCCAUCGCCGAGCGCGCAGAGUUCUCCAGCUCGCUCAACCUGACGGAGACGCAGGUGAAAAUAUGGUUUCAGAACAGAAGAGCCAAAGCCAAGAGGCUCCAGGAGGCAGAACUGGAAAAACUGAAAAUGGCAGCCAAGCCAAUGCUGCCUCCAGCGUUCGGGAUUUCAUUUCCGUUCGGUGCGCACGUCCCCUCGUCUUAUGGAGGGUCGCACCACUUUCAGAGGCACUCCCUGCCGGUGUCUCCCAUGGGACUGUAUGCUGCUCAUGUCGGAUACAGCAUGUAUCACCUCGCCUGA
Molecule: messenger RNA, 1161 nt
Organism: Coregonus sp. 'balchen'
Lineage: Eukaryota; Metazoa; Chordata; Actinopteri; Salmoniformes; Salmonidae
Source: the annotation of a GenBank genome assembly